Messenger RNA from Sphaerulina musiva SO2202, 1347 nucleotides. RefSeq names its product RmlC-like cupin. The record is from RefSeq and is a predicted model, not a curated record. The transcript has 2 exons. NCBI's taxonomy places the organism in Eukaryota, Fungi, Ascomycota, Dothideomycetes, Mycosphaerellales, Mycosphaerellaceae. Bases 68 to 1114 code for a protein of 348 amino acids.
CCUUGACCUCCACCCCGUCCAUCUCAAGCCUGCAAAAAAGUACCUACCUUGAACAUUCACCAACAUCAUGGCAUCUACACAACGUGCCCCUGGCGUCCCUGGCAAGCCCUAUGUCAUAUCCUCUCAAGAAGGAGAGUCCAUUUACAUCCCUCUAUCCAAGUCGGCCACACGUCUGCUAGUGACGGGCAAAGAGACCGACAAUGCAUUUGCAGUGAUUGGGAGCAGCGGCAGUCAAGGCGAUCCCGUGGGAUUCCACUAUCACAAGCACACUCACGAUAUAUUCAUCUGCCUCAAAGGCAAUGUGAACGUCUGGGCGAACGAUGAAGCACGAACAAUGAGUCCUGGAGACUUUGCCAGUGUGCCUCCAAAUGUAGUGCAUCAAUACCAACUCACUGGCAAUCACUCGGAAAUGCUCGGGCUGAUCGUCCCCGGAGGCUGGGAAGAAUUCUUCCGCUUUAUUGGAGAGUCCUACGGGGGACCCCUUUGGCCACUUGACGAUGAACGCAACCCUCUCGAAGUCCUCGUCCCAAAGCUCAAAGCUGCCUCCGAGCAAUUCGAUAUGACUCCAGUUCACGACAAGAAAGAGUUUGAUCCUCAGCCUUGGAAAGGAACCGAACACGCAUUACCAGGAAAGCUCGAGCCUUACUUCCUGAAGCAUGGCACGGGUCCGGCAUAUGCGGCUGGAGGAGCGCUGGUCCGGCCACUCAUUACCACUGCAGAGUCCGAUGGCAAAUUCGUGAUUGCCACAAUCGAGGGGGUAUCACACCACAGCAAGCAAGAUGUCUUUGCAAGUGGGCGGAAGCUGAAGUUUGCCGAGACACAUCAUGCUUUCCAGAUUACAGAGGGACAUGUUGAGUUCCAGGUUGGAUCGUCACCGCCGUCGCAUCUUCACGCUGGGGAGCUGGUGUAUGUUCCAAAAGCGACUCCAUUCAGCUACCAUAUCCGCUCGAGGUAUGCUAAGCUGUAUGCUUUCGCAAGCGGCAAAGGUCUGGCCGAGCUGUUGAUUAAGGCUGGUGAGAAACAUGGCCUGCCUACCCCACCUGAGAAGGCCAGUGAGGUGAAGACGGAGCAUCUGCAUAGCUUAGCGAGCGAAUUUGGUCAUGAGGUCGUGUGAAGGAAAGAGACACGAUGAGCAGGAAUCGAAGUCGACUGUGUGAACACACUUCCCGUUGUCUGAUCCCUAUCAAUCAGAUACGCGUCCUAGUACCGUAGAAAUCCAAUUGCUGCCAUUCCUGCUGUUGCUUGCAGCUCACCGCGUCAAGGCCUGCCAGACUUUGCAGGGUCAAGGACUUAGGUACCUGUAGGCGGUAGUGCCUCCUAGGAGGUAGGUAGUGGUGAAAGGAAGAG